UGUUAAGCACAUAUAAAUGGUGCUCAUAGAGCUGUGCGGUUCACAGGGAGCAGUCAGCAUGCUUACAUUGCUGGUUCUGGUUCUGAUGCCCGUGGUGUGGGCUCAGCCAUACCCCAUACCACCAACCUGUUACAUGAAAGUAUUGAGCAUGGGCAAAGAGAUCACUCAAAGAGCAACGGACAUUAAAAGAGACCACGACACUUAUAGUUGCACAGCUCACCUACCUGACAUGUACAUUGAUGUACAUAAUGCUUGUGUGAUGUCCACUAUGAACUCGUAUCUGUCUAUGCUGGGUGGCCUGAGAGAACGGCGAUGUGCAUACACCAGGAAAGUGCAGGCACUCGCUGCUAUGAUCCGACAACUCUACAUCAUCAUAUCACAAAAAUGUCAUGGGGAGUUGGUUUUCACCCGUGAUAACUGUGCAGCAUUAGAGCACAGAGGAUGGAGAGGCUGAACUCAUGUCAUACAUCACUGAAGGGAGUUUGAACAAAAAUCAUAUAAAGCCUUCACUCAUAAUAGAAACAGUUGCUAUUCAUAAUCUAUAGGUGGGCGCUGAUAUGUGCUCUAUGAUUAUAUGGCACUAUUUUUAUUAUUUCCGCAUUUAGAGUUGUGUGUUGAUCAAAUAUAACAAAUAAUCAAGCACUCUAUAUUGCCUUUUUUUCUAUAUUCUGUACAAGCGUAGAUGAUAAUGAACAUGAAUGUUUUAUUUUCCAACAAUAUUAUGCUGAUUAUACUGUUACUAUUGUUCAUUUUAGUAAUUAAAUAAAACUUAGAAAAUCUGUCAUGCACACUUGACCUUACAUAUGUAUAUUCCUUAUAUACAUUCACACUAAGAGGAACAAUUUAGUUUUUAAAUAGUUUCAGAUGAAGUAUAGCAUGUUACACUGCAGGUCACUGCUUGACAUGUCAUGUCAACUGUCUAUAAUGCUUUCCUUGAUGUUAUGCUACAUCUUUAUUCUUUGUAUUUUUUGUAUUUUUUAUCUUUACUGUUUUUAUUAAUUAGUCAGAAGUUUCAAAAUAAUUAAUGUAUGUAUAACAUGUUUAGGAUGUAUAAUAUUGACCUAAAAAUAAUAAAUACUGUAAAUGUAACAUUAAUGGUACCAUAUAUAACCACUAAGUGGAGUUUGUGUGCAACAGAUAUUCUUCAAAAUUAAACUCUUUUCCAGAGUUUAGAUCUGUACCUUCUUGUUUUCUGUGCGUCUUUAGCAGAUUAUAUAAAC
Messenger RNA from Xyrauchen texanus (razorback sucker), 1220 nucleotides. Its product is annotated as CYTL1 domain-containing protein. The transcript is spliced from 4 exons. NCBI's taxonomy places the organism in Eukaryota, Metazoa, Chordata, Actinopteri, Cypriniformes, Catostomidae. The record is from RefSeq and is a predicted model, not a curated record. Bases 17 to 454 code for a protein of 145 amino acids. Gene Ontology annotation, biological process: positive regulation of transcription by RNA polymerase II.